AACGCGGGUGGCUGUAUCACGCACAAAUGUUCUUUUGUUGUCGAGUAUCAAGGACACAGAGAACAAGUCAUCGCCGAAGCUACCCAACUAGGAAAGAUUAAUUUAAUCUUGGGCUGGACCUGGCUAUUUAAACACAAUCCUGAGAUCGACUGGCAGACAGGGGUUGUCACAUUGUCA
Serpula lacrymans var. lacrymans S7.9 is the source of this 177-nucleotide messenger RNA. RefSeq lists its product as uncharacterized. Lineage: Eukaryota; Fungi; Basidiomycota; Agaricomycetes; Boletales; Serpulaceae. The record is from RefSeq and is a predicted model, not a curated record. The transcript has a single exon. The annotation marks the transcript as partial.